AGUAUUGGAACACGACAUACCGGACGUGACGUCACGGCUCAUGGCGGCUGUUAUUCAGCAAGAGUGAGACAAACAAGGCUGAGUGAAGGAUUAUACAGAACAACACACGCCGAAAAUGGUGGUUCUUACGCUUAAAAACCUGCAACAGCAAACCUUCACCGUAGAAAUAGAAUUGUCUGCCACGGUGAGAGCUCUAAAAGAAAAAGUGGAGAAAGAAAAAGGCACAGAUUAUCCUGCCAUUGGUCAGAAACUUAUUUAUGCAGGUAAAAUCCUCCAAGAUGAUACAACGCUCGACUCGUAUAAUAUCGACGAUAAGAAAUUCCUGGUGAUUAUGGUGACUAAACCCAAGGCGGCCCCACCGCCUCCUGGUCCCACCGACCCCACAGUGAUAGAUGAGCCCAUGGAAGCUUCCACCCAGGAGUCCACUGAACCUUCCUCAUCGAGUGUGACCACGCCUUCUACAGAGGCAUCAUCCGUGGCAGCAUCCACUACCACCAGCACCAGCACCACCACCACUACCACCAGCACCACCACCCAGCCUACAGCAGCAUCCAACACACAGUCCACAACAGCCACACAGCCAUCUACAGGGGGGUCCGUUGGUAGUGCAGAGUCAUUGCUGGUAAUGGGGGAAGAAUUUAAUCGCAUGGUAGAAAAUAUAAUGGAGAUGGGCUACGAGAGGUUGCAGGUUGAACGAGCGCUCAGGGCGAGCUUCAAUAACCCGUACACGGCCGUCCAGUACCUAGUCGACGGCAUCCCUCCCAACCUGGACGAGCCGGCGGCCAACCCAGCGGGGAGCGGAGAGGGGGAGGAGCAGGUCGCUGCCGAGGGAGAGCCCGACCCUGAUGAGGAUCCUCUUAACUUCCUUCGAUCACAGCCACAGUUUGAACAAAUGCGACAGAUGAUUAGGUCAAAUCCAUCACUUCUGGAUGCAUUUAUUCAACAAAUUGGUCAAACAAAUCCCCAACUACUGCAGGUUAUCCAGCAAAAUCAGCAGGCCUUUGUCCGCAUGUUGAAUGAGGGCGGCAGCUCAGGAGGUACAGGUGGCAGUACGGGAGGAAGUGGUGGUACGCAGAGUAGCGGCGGUGGGACCAGUGGCGGCAGUGGUAGUGGUCGUGCUGUCCCUGGCCAGAAUGCCAUCCUCGUUUCGCCUCAGGAUAGGGAUGCCAUUGAGAGGCUGAAGGCGCUGGGAAACUUUCCAGAGGAUGUGGUAAUCCAAGCUUACUUUGCCUGUGAGAAGAAUGAGAAUCUGGCUGCUGAGUUUCUCUUCAGUCAGACCUGGGAUUAGGAUUUAAAUCUAUAUAACAAAUUUUAAGUUAAUUUAGAAUAUUAAAUCUCUUGUUAAGUGCACGACUUAAGCUAUGGGCCGAUUACCAGUGGCUUGUUAUUUCCAAAUUUUUAUGGAAAACGAAUUAUGUAUACAGAUUUUUUCAUUUUAACUAAGUUUGAGUUGAUAAUAUUAUUAGGAGACCCUAUGUUUAGUGUAGGCUAUUGGCCUGCACUACUUGUUAAGUGGUUGUAAGCUUCAAACACCUGUGCUACCACUCCCUUGUGUACAUAAUGUGUGUGAUAGCCUUCAUGCAGUCUCAUCUUACAACUACAGUACUCCUUCAGGCUGUAAAGGGUUGGAGAUCAAUUUCUUUAUCCUGUGCCACCCGAAUGUUAAUGCUGAUCGAGUUGGAAACCAUUAUCUGGCAAGACCUUAUUUGUAUUCCAUCCAGAAAAUUCUUAAUCUUCAUAAUAUGCAACUUUUUCUGUUUGUUAUUUAAGUUUAACCACAAAAAAACCUGUUUUUGUUUUUUUUUAAAUUAGGAAUUAUAAAGGAAAUAUUUUCUGAAGAUCAAGUAAGGUAUUCUCAUGUUAUUGGCCACACCAAAAAUUUUUUUUAUUUAUAUUUACAUGAGAAUGGCUAACUUUUAACACAUCACGUGAACCAUUGCCAUCAUUAUUCACUUGGUGUUGCUUGAGGAGUUGUACACGUUGAGUGUGUGUAGUGCAGAACUUCCUAUAACCCAAGAAAAUUGUAGCAGCAGGCUUCUCUCUCUCAGAAAUAAAAGAGUUGUAUAGA
Molecule: messenger RNA, 2068 nt
Organism: Homarus americanus (American lobster)
Lineage: Eukaryota; Metazoa; Arthropoda; Malacostraca; Decapoda; Nephropidae
Product: UV excision repair protein RAD23 homolog B-like
Exons: 10
Coding region: 116-1288 (390 amino acids)
Biological process (GO): proteasome-mediated ubiquitin-dependent protein catabolic process; nucleotide-excision repair
Cellular component (GO): nucleoplasm; cytosol
Molecular function (GO): proteasome binding; polyubiquitin modification-dependent protein binding; damaged DNA binding
Source: RefSeq, a predicted model, not a curated record